CCGCUGUUGUGUUUUUGUUUUUGUGGUUGCCUCUUUUAUUUUUGUUUUAUUGCAAAGCUGAUAACUGCAGGUUUUAUAAAGGAUAUAAAUAGAGCGGCGUCGCUGGCAGGGUGGACAAACAUGAUUAGCCGCCAAGCGCGUGCCUCCCAGUGUUUUAUAAGAGCGCUCAAUGCGAUUUUGAUUUGAUUUCUGGCUCGUUCGACGUUCCUCCUGUUGUUGUUGCCUUGAACACAAACAACACAUCCAACAGAAGCGUUUGCCAAAACCUCCGCUGUCGUCGCCGCCGCAGUAGUCGUCGUUGUUGUUAUGUAAAGGCACGGAAGCGAAACGUUGGACACAAAGGCCAGAGCCAACGAUCCUCUCCAUCUCCAUAUAGAUUUAUCCCAUCCGGAAGCGCCACAGUUCAUUCUCCUCGCGGACAGAGAGAGUGCCAUAGAGAGAAGAGCGGGAGCAAACAUCACGCGAUUGUGUGAAAGUUUUCUUUCUUCAGCUGCGAGCCCCCAAAAGUUACGCGAUGGCUGCCGCUGCAACAGGUUCACCGCCUGAGGAAUCAGCGACUCCAGCAGCUCCUGGCGCCUCGCCUGCGCCUGCAUCCGCCAGUGGACGCCAUCAGCUGCGCCCUGUGAAGUAUGACUAUGCGGAUUCCUUUGCCUGCACCUACAUUGUGUCCGUGGUGGCCGCCUCCAUAGCGGAACUGGCCACAUAUCCGCUGGAUUUGACCAAGACGCGUCUCCAGAUUCAGGGCGAGGCAGCUGCGGUAUCUGCACUGGCCACAAGUAGAACCAAUGCCAAGGCCAAUAUGCAAUACCGCGGCAUGGUGGCCACCGCCUUCGGGAUUGCGCGCGAGGAGGGCGCCCUGAAGCUGUGGCAGGGCGUGACGCCGGCGCUCUACCGACACGUCGUGUAUAGCGGCGUGAGAAUCUGCAGCUACGAUUUGAUGCGGAAGGAGUUCACGGAGAAUGGUACUCAGGCCCUGCCCGUGUGGAAGUCGGCGCUGUGUGGCGUCACUGCCGGUGCUGUGGCCCAAUGGCUGGCCUCGCCCGCUGACCUCGUCAAGGUCCAAAUCCAAAUGGAGGGACGCCGGCGAUUAAUGGGCGAGCCACCUCGUGUGAAUUCGGCGGGUCAUGCCUUCCGGGAGAUUGUACAGCGAGGUGGCGUCAAAGGACUGUGGAAGGGCAGCAUACCGAAUGUGCAGCGAGCGGCGCUGGUGAAUCUGGGAGAUCUCACGACCUAUGACACCAUCAAGCACCUGAUUAUGCACCGCCUGCAAAUGCCUGACUGUCAUACCGUCCAUGUGCUGGCCUCCGUGUGUGCGGGCUUCGUAGCUGCCAUUAUGGGCACGCCGGCGGAUGUGGUGAAGACACGUAUCAUGAACCAGCCCACCGACGAGAAGGGAAGGGGCUUGCUAUACCGUGGCUCCGUGGAUUGCCUGCGCCAGACGGUGUCCAAGGAGGGCUUCGCGGCGCUGUACAAGGGCUUUCUGCCUUGUUGGAUACGGAUGGCACCGUGGUCGCUAACCUUUUGGCUGUCCUUCGAGCAGAUUCGGAAAAUGAUCGGUGCCUCCAGUUACUAAGAAAGGAGGAGACCCCAAUCUACUAUGCUUAGGUGACUGAAUUCCCCCUGACUCUCCAGAUUCCACCUCUGACCUUAACACCCUUAUUUUCGUGCCAGAAAAAACAAACCCUAAAGUAGCAUCUACUCUGUUCAGUUUUAGUCUGUUAUUCCCUCUCUUCUCAAAUCAUUCGGGUUUCUUUAUAUUAUAUAUAUAUUUUGUUAUUGUUGUUGCCUUAAGAAAAUC
Molecule: messenger RNA, 1798 nt
Organism: Drosophila serrata
Lineage: Eukaryota; Metazoa; Arthropoda; Insecta; Diptera; Drosophilidae
Gene: Ucp4A
Product: Uncoupling protein 4A
Source: RefSeq, a predicted model, not a curated record